UAUUUUACUUUAUUACGCAUCAUUACCUACAACGCAAGUUAUUUUUUACCACCCGAAUGAGAUUAAACAAUUGCACAGUGUAACGUUAUACCGGCGCGGCUGUUACAUUUGCUCGAUUUUGGUUGGUUAGCCAACUGUAGAUCUUUAAUUACCGUUAUAUUGUACCGUUGCGAAUGCUAUUUAACGGUAGAACGCGCAGAAAGGGAGAGAGAGAGAGAGAGAGAGAGAGAGAGAGAAAAUCUAUUUUACUUCUUAUCGAAUUUAAUUGGAGCAUAUACAUAUUAAAUUACGCGACAAUCUUUUAUAACAAUCUGCAAUUUUACUUUUACUUCUUUGUCAUUUCUCAUGCUCAGCUUUUACGGCCGUGGCGAGCGUUAAGAAAGAAUUUAAGCAGCUCUUAAGUUUCUUUGUAUGAAGAAGCUAAAUAGGAUUUCGAAUGUAAUAUAAUUUCCUAUAACGGAAUAAUAAUAUAUUAUAGAUUGUCUUUGCUAUUACGUUAUAUGCUUGGCACUAGAUACCAUUCAUUCAUAAUCGAGCUGACUAAAUUAUCUAGGAUGAAUUUGAUGAAUUGGAGAACCAAUCGGAAUGCAGCGUUUUAGACCAGGUGACUUAAGAUUACAUUAUUGUAAAAUGACGAAUGAAAAUAAAUUAUUAUACGUAAAUUUCUAAAUAAAGAGUAUGAAUACAUUUUGACAAUUUUAUACAUAUAAGUGAUGAUAAAAACAUCAUUAACAACAUGUUAUCUACAAGUGAACUAGAUGAGCCUAGCCGCCACAUAAUUUUUAAAUCAUCUGAGCACAACACUGUCAACAUGACAUUUUUUGCAAUUACAUAUAGGUCACUGGAUCACACACGCGUAGCAGUUUUAACCGCGCAUCAACGACUGCAUUCUCGAGUCUCAAGCGAGUGUCGAGAGUAUGGAGAGAAACGUUGCGAGAGCGUGACCAAAUAACACCUGCGUUCGAUCAAAUCGACUCGCGGAACAAAUAUGCUUUUGAAAACAUUUGUUUUUUUCUUUCGUAAUAACAUACAAAAUGUAACUUUGAUAUUUCAAUCUUGUAUAGUAUAUAACACGCACAAGUUAUACUAGAAGAAAAUCAAGUUUCCUUGGCGAGAGAAAUUGUGUAUUAAUGCAGAAAUAUUAAAUAUUAUGUUAUCUUAAGAAAUAAGUUAGCAUUACGAGUUAGCAUUACAAUCUUACCGAUAUCGGUAACGAUAUCUCGAAGCAACUGCUGCGGAUUGACGAGGUAGGAGGCCAGUUUUAGUCUUCGGAGUAUAAAUGAAGGACAAUGACCCAAUUGUGUGCAGAACGUUGUUGUGCUUCCUCGAUGCUCACCGUGCGCGCAAUUCAUAUUUGAUUAUUUGUAACAUUAUUAAUUACAACAACUAUGUUAAAUUUGUUUCCUUAUCGAGGUAGAUUUUAAAAAGAGCGAAAAAAGGAAAAAGAAAACAGUGCAGUUUUGCAUGUUGCAGCCGACAACAAGUUAAAUUAUUAUUAAAUUAUUAUGAAGACAACUAGUUGGAUUUGUUGGCUCCUCGCCGUGUGUAUCUGUCUUUCCGAAGCGAAGAAUAAGAUUAGAAGACCGUUAUCUCCUGCACCGUACGCUCCUACGGUGAUGUUAAAACAGCCUCGGCCUAUCAAUCCAAGAAUAUCUAUGGGAAAUGCCAUUCAUAUCGGUGCUGGUUUGUCUCAUCAAAGAACCUUGCAAAUACCUUACAAGUAUGCCAAUUACAGAAUUCGCCGGCCGAUAUACAAUGUCUUGCCGACUAGCUGGAAAAAUCAAAUUCCAAUGCGAGCAGUAUCCCUCAACAAUCGUCCAAUUUUGCCACAACGGGCUACCAUUAAAGAAUUUUACUCUAUAAACAAGGUGCCGGAAUACAGUCCGGAAUACCGGCCGGAACUAGUUGCUUUGCCAGCAGCUACUCACCGAGGGGGUGUCGACGACGACAGAGGACCCAUCCACACGAUUCCGGCGCCAAAAUUGACUCCAGCGGAUAAGCCACCGAUACGAUACGACACCGCCAAUUUGGCCAAUACGCCCACCAAUUUCCAAGAUAUCGCGGACCACCGAGCGUACUCGAGCGAUUACCAUACAUCACAAGCACAAAAUCCCACAAGAACCAUCUUUGGAUUAGCCACUAUUGGCAGUGGUUUAUCGCCGCAGGAAAUUACGCCGCAACAGAAUCAAUAUCAAGUUACGGAAAACAACGAAACUGUCCAGCCGGCCAUCCUUCGACCACAGGAUUUAGAUGUAACGAGGCUGUACUCGAUUAUAAUAAAUAAUCCGCAGCCCUCCAACGAGCUUUUUGCAAAUCAUCCGGUUAACUCGGAUACUCGGAGUGUUGUAGGCUCGAAUGCGCAAUUUGGUCAGUCAAGCGCAAACCUGCCAAUGCAAACGAAUCUUCAUAGUUCCCUAAACGUCGGAUUUCCUCUCACCGCCGUUCCGCAGGCACCGUACACCGCAGACACCGCAGACACCGUAGCGCAGCAAGACCUACCAGCGGACCUUUACGUAGGUCAUCCGGCUCCAGCAGGGCCACCGUUGUCAUCUUCGCAACUCUACAAUCUCUUGAAUAAUUUCCCGCAUCAACUCGCGGAGCGGUAUACAGCAGAUCAGCAACGUAUCCUUCAACAGCAACAACUUGGCCAAACACUUGAAUCGGAGCAGGCAACAAGCUUCUCUCGACCACAAAUGCAUUCCUUCAAUUAUGACGAACAGACUAACCAGCUACAACGGCGACAGCAGCAAAUCUUACCCGAUCAAGAUUACGCUUCGGAAAGUGUCACGGCAGAUUAUAAUCUCGAUCCAGAGUCUUCGGUAGACAUACGUGACCAACAACUUACAUUUCCUACAGGUAACGUCCAACAAUCUGAAAACAAUGUUGAAUACGGAGAAAUGAACCAUCAGAGAAAUCCGACCAUGUAUUUCGAUAAGGUCGUCGGCGAUAAUGCCGUAUCGACCAGAUUUUAUACGACACUCCCCAACAGAGAAGCUGCUGAGAAAUUAGCCGCGCUGGCCGCUGCCGGUAACGUCAACAGUCGUCUCAUUGGCCAGCUUCGGCAACAACAGAAGAAAGAUGUGCGGAAGAACGAAGCAAUACCGUUUAAUCAUAAGAACGAUGACGGCGAUGUCGUAAUUCAACACAGUAAAACGACACGGUUGCAGAUCGAUCAACAGCAGAAACCAAAGUCGGAGCAGAAUAUGAAAACCAGUCAGCAACACCACCGUAGACAGACUGAAAGUUACAACCAACGAAAUAAUGAAAAGUCACCUCUGCAAAUUACUGUGCCUGACGAAAGUGAUUACAUUACGAACGAUGACGAGCCAAGUAAUGUGAGGAAAGAUGAUACUGGAGACUUGGAGUACGAGUAUGAAAAUGAAAAUGAAGACAAGGAAAUUGAACAUGUGCAAUCGGCGACUUUGCUCGAUGGAAAAACAACGUCGUAUGACAAUGAUCCUGGUAUUGAGUUUGGCAGUCGUUUGCGUUCUUAAAUUAGACAACUGGAAGCAAAUAUUGUCGAACGCGCAUAUAUAUAUAUAUUACUAAAACAAGAUGGUAUUGUAAAUUAAUAAUUUAUUUAAGAUUAUGCUGCGUGUGAGAAACGCGUGAAAACGUGCGUGCAUGUUACGAGACGUAUGUAUUGAUAAUCUUUGAUUGUA
Vollenhovia emeryi is the source of this 3662-nucleotide messenger RNA. RefSeq lists its product as uncharacterized. The record is from RefSeq and is a predicted model, not a curated record. Bases 1506 to 3494 code for a protein of 662 amino acids. The transcript has 5 exons. Lineage: Eukaryota; Metazoa; Arthropoda; Insecta; Hymenoptera; Formicidae.